AUUGUAGCUAAAACAAUUCUUAAUCAUAAAAUUUCUGAAAUUCUUGUAAUUAUUUUUCAAACUUAUCUGAAGCUGUUUACCAACUUAAUUUUGUUUGAAGUGUGAUUCCCAACCUCUCUUGCAAAAAAAAAAAAAACAAGUGGGUUUACAUUUAAUACUUUAUAUGCCUUUUGAGCUGUGUAACUUAAUAUUUGGAUACUUGACAAUUCGUUUUAUUAUGUAAUUGAUAAUAUGGUGAUGUGUGUUAACGUUAGCUCAACCAUAUAUUUAUACUGCCCGGGAACAUGUGGUUAUAGUUCUGUGGGAGAAAUAAUUCGUCAGUGUUCACCAGCUUGUAAAAAUCUAGUGUGAGGGCUUAAACCUUAAAUAAAUGAUGAAAUGCAUUUAUCGUCAUUGAAAAAAAAAUGGGUAAUGAUGUUAAUAUCACUGUAAAAAGUUUCAACCUCAUGGAACCUUCUGAAAGGGCUGAACCACACUUUGACAAUCUUGAGCUAGAUUCUGAUAUGGUAACAAAUGAUGCCGAAAUCUCAGUAGGUUACAACAACAAAGGUUUAUUUUUCUUUAAGGUGAAUGGCUUUUUUUUUAAAUUAAUUUAUUUUAUUUCUGGCUGCAUUGAGUCUUUGUUGCUGCGUGCAGGCUUUUCUCUAGUUGCGGCGAGCGGGGACUACUCUUAGUUGUGGCGAGCGGGGGGCUACUCUUAGUUGUGGUGCGCGGGCUUCUCAUUGCAGUGGCUUCUUUUGUUGUGGAGCACAGGCUCUAGGAGCGCGGACUUCAGUAGUUUUGGCUCAUGGGCUCAGUAGCUGUGGCUUGCGGCUCUAGAGCACAGGCUCAGUAGUUGUGGUUCACGGGCUUAAUUGCUCCGUGGCAUGUGGGAUCUUCCCGGACUAGGGCUGGAACCCAUGUCCCCUGCGUUGGCAGGUGGAUUCUUAACCACUGCGCCACCAGGGAAGCCCUAUUUCUUAAUCAUGCUACACAUCCAUUAUGGCUUGCCCAUGGUUCUGUUCCAGGUACUCUUCACCAAAGAACCCAUGUUGACAGGGCACCCUUUGGCUGGACAUCACUAGAUAGGGGAAGAGAGAACUUGGUAAACCAGCCUGCCUUUUAAAACGUAUUCUUGGAAAUGAUGUGUCACUUUUUUCCUUGUUUCAUAGCCAAAGCAAGUCACAUGGCCAAGCUGGAUUCUUCAGAGCUGAGAUGUAUACUCUUCUGCAGGGAGAGGCCCCAUGGGAAGGGAUACCAAGUAUAUGUGGUAUAUAAACUUCUACCAUGGUGCUUAAAGAAUAUCACUGGUUGCUCAUGGAGAAUGGAUUAUACUGGGAAGAGGGCCCCCGUAGGGCAGUCUCGCAGCUCUUACGUAGUUUUAGAGGCGGAGACGACAGGAAAUUUAAACCGAAGCCGCGGCCCAGGGCACCUAGAGAAUGAUGUUAUAGUUGCAGAGGAACAGCCGGUGCACGGGAGGCUGAAAGCUCAUGGAACCCGCGAAUGUGAUACGGCGGCCUUAAAGGAGUACGGAGGCCGAGAAAGAGCCGAGAAUUUGAGGAGGGAGCCGGGAAAGGGCGACGAUUGCCUUGAACUGGAGAGUUCAAUGGCUGAGAGUAGGCUCCGGGCUCCGGACCUAGGGGCUCAGCUAGGAGUUUCCAGUUGUCUGGGAAAAUGCCAGAAGAGCUCACCGGAUGCUGGGAGGCAGCCCUUUUCUGGAAAGUCCUUUUACUUGGAUCUGCCCGCUGGCAAGAACCUACAGUUUUUGACGGGGGCCAUCCAGCGGCUGGGCGGGGUAAUUGAGGGGUUUCUGAGCAAAGAAGUAAGUUACAUCGUGUCCAGCCGCAGGGAGGCGAAGGCCGAGAGCAGCGGGACAAGUCACAGAGGCUGCCCCAGCCCCAGCGAGGUCACAGUGGAAACACUGUCCGUAGCCAACCCAAAAGGCAGCCGUGCCAGCCCCGCACAGAAAGCUGUGGACUCGGUGCCUCUGAGCAGAGGGAAGGAGCUCCUGCAGAAGGCCAUCAGGAACCAGGGCAGCGGCGGCGGAGGCGGUGGUGGGCGCGGCAGCAGCCUCCUGAGCAACGCCCGCUCCUGGGGCGUGCGGAUUCUCCACGUGGAUGAAAUGAUGAUGCAUGUGCAGCAGCUGUCUCUUGAUGCGCCAUGUGUGAAGAAGCAAGGGCCAAAGAAGCCAGAGGGAACAUGUCCAGCAGAGUCAAGAACACGGAAAGUGGCCAGACUGAAGGCACCGUUCCUCAAAGUCGAAGAUGAGAGCAGGAAGUUUCGUCCUUUCCACCAUCAGUUUAAAUCCUUUCCCGAAAUUUCUUUUCUGGGACCCAAAGACGCAAGUCCCUUUGAGGCCCCGACGACUCCGGGCAUCUCGCGCCAUACCAGAGAAGCCAGGGACCAGGAGCCAAGCCGGCGAUCGGCCGCCUGCACGGUGCCCAGGAGGAAGAAGGGGUACUGCGAGUGCUGCCAAGAGGCCUUCGAGGAGCUGCGCGGGCAUCUUCAGAGCCCCCAGCACCGGGGCUUUGCCCUGGAAGCCCGCCCGUACGCCGAAGUGGAUCGGAUCAUCGCCCAGCUGGGCCACAGCUUUGCGGACAUCCCCUUCCAGGCCAGCCUCCCCGGGCAGCCAGGCUCCUUGGCUUCCGAUUGUGACCCUCUGUGUCCUGAGACUCCGCCUCCCAGCCAGCCAUCCUAUCUCAGGGCAGCAUCUCCCAGGAGGAGGAAAGAAGACGAUCACCAGGCCCCAGGUGCCUCAGAGCAAGAUGGGACAGUGGGCGGCAUGAAAGCACCAGCUGAACCUGUGGAGGCUGGCAAGAUACCUGGACCAAUAGCAAGCCGCCAGGAGCCGGGAGGGUCGGCUGAUGUCUCUGUGGACCCCCGAGAGACACCAGUGUCCAGGAGCCCUGCUUACCAGUGCCUGCUGACCAGCUCUGGAUUUGCUGAACUCUCCUCUGGCCCAGACCUGGCACUUGUUGGCCACAAGCGGAAGGUUCAGUUCCCCAGUGGCAAUGCCGAGAAGAGGCCAGGGGUGUCCUGGCCACAGGCCUCAUUCUUCGUCCCGAGAGCCCCCAGCCCCUGUGGCACCAGGACAGCCAGUGGCAAGCAUCUUCCCUCCCUUCCCCUUCCAGGCCAUGAGCCCAGGCCUCUGGCCUCCCUCCAGCCCGUGUGCCACCAGCAGACCUGCCUGUCCCUCCCGGGCCCUUUUCCCGGGCAGCCCACAGACAGGCCAGCAGAGUUCUGGGCCACACAGGCCCCCUGGCCUGGGGGAGGAUGGCCCCCAGGAUCUAAGGAUUCUGAGUGCACAGCCUCUGGCCCUGUCUCCCAGCAGGCUGAGCAGCUCCCCAGCGGCCCCGCAGCUCCAGGCCAGCUGCCAGCCCACCUGCACUCAGCUGCGGGCACACAGACCCCAGGAGGACCUGCAGAGAGCCAGGCUACCUCUCUGCCCCCGCCCCUUCCAGCCAGCCGGGGGGCCAGCCGCUCCCGAUGGUCCUGGACCCCCCAGCCUCUCCCUGUCUCCCAGUCCCAACCCCAGCCCAGUGCCAACAGAGAACUACUCCUGUGAGUCCCCCCAGGCACGCAGCUCUGGGGCCAGACAGCUCCCGACUCAGGGCAAGUUCCACCUCUGCUGAGUGCUGCACACCCAGCCCGGGCUGACCGGGCACACGGGGAGGAGCUGCGCCAGGGGCCUGGCCCUUGAAGUCCACGUGAACAGCUGUGGUCAUGGCCAAGCUCUGUGGGGUUGACGGGGCCAGUCCUCCCACCCGCCAGGUCUUCAGGUGGGACCAAGAGGGUCUGGGCUGGGGGCUGCCCUCUCCCCUUCCUCCAGCCAUGGCUUGUGCAGCCACGGCCAGCUGCCCAGGCCAGGAGGCAGAGGCAAGGUUGGCAUAGGGAGAGCCCACAGAGAAGCUAGAGCAGCAGGCGCCAUGGCCUGGCUUACCGUCCCUCUGCAGGUACUUGCUCUGCAGAGCCAAGAGGGUUAGUUGUCGGUGUUCACAACCACCACCCCCCCAGCCUCCUUUCCCACAAGCAUGUGGCUCUCCUGCUUUCUGAGAUGUGUUGUCCCCUCCCCCAGCCCCCCACGCUGGUGCACACAGAUCCUCAGGAACAUAUGAAGCAGAGGAGGGGCUCGGCUGUGCACUUCCAGAGCUCCCUCCCUGCUGCACUUAGUGGGGGCCCGGCACUGACCUCUCCCCUGAGCCCAGGAUGUAGCCAGAGCCCCCUCUGGGGACCCCUCUCAGCUCUUCCCUGCCGCCUAGCUCUGGCUGCCCACCCAGAGUUCAGUUCCAGUGUCAGUGGCUCACCUGCCAACUUCUGCAAUCACCCUCCUCCCUCUCUCCUUCCCCAAGGACCUCCCCCCAUUUCUUUCAGGCAAGCCAUUAAUCUGGAGACAGAGAUGAGUUUGCUAUCGAUUCUUUGGCCACUUUUUUUUUUUUUUUUUACAUUUUGUACUGUGGUUCCUCUCACCCUUCUCUGCCUCUGUGUGUUUCUCUCUUUAAAUGUGGGGCUACCAGAAGGCUGGUGCUAUUCUGUAUCUCAUUUUGGAGGAAGAAAGGGGGGCCUACCUGCAGGUGAGGACCUGAGUUGUUAGUUUGGAAAUAGAGCAACUAUGUGUGCAACCCUCAUAGAGGUCGUGUUUGUCCUUUUUAUGCCAUCCUGUUAAAUUUCACAAUUAAUCUUGGUUCAGGAGAUGUAAAAUAAAUUUGUUAAUAACAAAUAGCAAA
Orcinus orca (killer whale) is the source of this 4703-nucleotide messenger RNA. RefSeq names its product DBF4 zinc finger B (gene DBF4B). Gene Ontology annotation, molecular function: protein serine/threonine kinase activator activity; zinc ion binding; nucleic acid binding. The record is from RefSeq and is a predicted model, not a curated record. The transcript has 14 exons. Gene Ontology annotation, cellular component: Dbf4-dependent protein kinase complex; nucleus. NCBI's taxonomy places the organism in Eukaryota, Metazoa, Chordata, Mammalia, Artiodactyla, Delphinidae. Bases 1121 to 3544 code for a protein of 807 amino acids. Gene Ontology annotation, biological process: regulation of cell cycle phase transition; positive regulation of nuclear cell cycle DNA replication.